AUGAUCAAGGAUGGAAUAAUUUCAAGAUCAUCUGGUUCCUUCAGAGACAUGUACAACGAAACGAUACAACGAUGGUUGCACACAAUUCAGGAAACUAAACUGAAGUCAUUUGACAAAGACGGUGUAUUCUUAAAGACCUUUCCUUUGGUCAACCACACAGGUAGAACAGGAUAUUUGAGCAACGGUGAAAACAUACCUGAAGCUUUAAGAGGAAGUUUCAGACAAGGGUCCGCUAAGUUUGAUUUUACUAUUGAUUUUGAUAUGGCAGAAAGAGUUCUUGGUGGUGACAAUUUUGCAUCUGAUGUAGCAACGAAUGAUCUACGAAAGGGAAGAUACUUCGGAUUCCCUCCCGAUAAAGUACAGGGAAUUCUGCACUAA
Molecule: messenger RNA, 378 nt
Organism: Arctia plantaginis
Lineage: Eukaryota; Metazoa; Arthropoda; Insecta; Lepidoptera; Erebidae
Source: the annotation of a GenBank genome assembly